This is a messenger RNA of Cydia fagiglandana, 3881 nucleotides long. RefSeq lists its product as uncharacterized. NCBI's taxonomy places the organism in Eukaryota, Metazoa, Arthropoda, Insecta, Lepidoptera, Tortricidae. The record is from RefSeq and is a predicted model, not a curated record. The transcript is spliced from 2 exons. Bases 204 to 818 code for a protein of 204 amino acids.
UCAAGUUCAAGAGUGGCCACGCGGCCCGAAGACAGGCAGAAUAGCAGCAGCCCUCGCCUCGAGCGCACGCGAAAAACGUUUCCAACGAACGCCGGAGUUUCAAAUACACGAGUGUUUUCAAAUUUCGAACCGAUUUGAAUUUUGAAUCAGUGAUUUUGAUUUUUUUUUUCAACUCAGCCAGCCAGUUCGCCGACCGGUCAGCCAUGCGGAACCUCUUAAGGGUAUCGGCAUUCCUGCUACUAGUCGCGGCGACAUGCUGCGUCCCCGCCCCGGCCUUCCGGCGCGACAACAGCCUCACGGUCGACGAUAAGAAAGAACAGACCACACACGAGCUGCUCAGCUCGCUAGGCCUCAAGAAACUCAUGGUGCCCGCCGCCCACCACAGGAAACGGGUCGCCGAACAAGGCAGGCGGCACGCCACGGGAGACUCCAGAAUGUUCGUCAUUAAACUACCGCCGAACACCAGCUAUUACACCCACGCUGACCCCGCUCCAGCCGCAGCCAGAACCCUACCCCUUCAAAUGACAGGCAACGGCAAACCAGCUCGAGUAUACCACUGGAACCUCCCUGUGCUCCAAAAACUAGUAAAGGACAGACCACAGGCACGGUUUGAUGACGACGUCGUCGACGUCGAAAGCACGCCGACGUGGCCCAAAGGCAUGAAUAAUCAUCCCAACUCAUUAGACUCUUUGGCGUACUAUGUUCCCGACAAGAAAACCUCGUUCAGGAAAUACUUCUCAGGAAACGGGAAGCCCAAGUCGUUCUACGUCCUGCAGAAAAACAAGAAUUCGGCGCAGUACCACAGACUACUGCCAUAAUUCGCUGAUUUAUCUAUUUUUAAAAUAGGUGAAAACGGAUGAAACUGAACGCGUCUACAAUGUAGACGUUUGCUAGUGUCAUGCGUUUUAAUAAAUAUGUUUUAAUUUAUCAAGGAUAAACAUAAUAACAAGAUAUCAUCAAUCCAAUUUCGAAAAUGAACAAUUAUUAUAUUUUUUUUAGAAAGCAAAAAAGCAGUUGUUUUGGAACGCUUCCUUAUGUUCUGCGUGCAAAAUAAUGAAGUACUUAUGUGUUUUAUUUAUUGCCGUCGUUACAAAUUUAACGUUGGUGCAAUAAAACGUUAUUUGCACUAAUUUUGCCCUACAAACAGCCUUUCUCUAAACACGCCUAGUAAUUUAUAUUAACUGUUUUCUAAGUUGCCCACAAUUAAAUAGCGAUUUGUAACUCGCCGCGCUGGUUGGGAAAACUGUCAUUUACUAGCUUAUCGCCCGUUUAGCUCUCAACAGACCCAAUAAAUUAUACUAGAUCAAUAUUAGCUUCCAUAUUUUGCAUCAACGAGAGAUAAUUGCAUUAUUUAUGGGCAGAUUAGACAGACCGACUUGAAUGACAAUGAGCUUUUAAGAUUUUAUCUUCUUUAGCAAAAUUCACGUAUACAUAAUAAAAUGCAGAUAUCAUUUUCAUAACAGUAUGUUCCAAACAGUGGGCAGAGGUUACUACUAAUCAUGCUACUAAUUCAUUUCACAUGUAGGUGGUAUACAGAUUUGGAACUUGUUUCAAAACGUUCCCAACUUCCCAUGAGCCUAGCCAAGAUGACAAACGCCAAUCGAAACACUUAAAUAAUUAUGUCACUUUUCGUAGAAUCAGAAUCAGAAAUCAGAAAUUUAUUUGUAUAACAUAGGUAAUAAAUACAGGUGGUACUUUUUAUACAUUUCGAUCACUAUGUUUAUCCACAAAUGCGGAUGUACAAAAAACAAGUACCUACCUAUCUAUUUUUUUUUCGUUUGGCAGUUGGCGAUGUACGAUUAUCAUCUCUUAUGUUACCUACGUGUUGUUUUCUUCUUUUAUUUUGCCUCUAAUAAACGCUCUCUAUUCUAUCUAGCCUAGGCUCACAUUCCGUUAUAUUUCAAUAUUCUUUUCUUACUUUAUACAAACGCAAUGGUAAAUCAAUUAAAGUUGUAACACACGCCAGCUCAUUUAUUGCAGAGGCCUUAAUAAAGAUAAUCCAGUAUGUUGAUAUAACUUUAAUGCACUCGAUUAAAUAAACGACUUGGCUGAGUUCUUCCUGUGAUCGACACUAAUAAUCAGGAGAAGACCGGGUUUUAUCAAACCCGAUAAAACCCGGGUUUUAGAGCGAGCUUUAUCAAACCAACUACAUAUACUAAUAUGUAGUUGGUUUGAUAAAGCUCGCUCUUUAUGGAGUUUUACAGCUUGCCUUAUGCUAACUUCAUUUCAUUUUCAUUUUAAUCUCGUAAGGUCUUAUCUAUUUUUUAUCCGAAAUAAAAAUAACAACCUUGUGGUUGAUGAUCCCUAAGAGAUUUAGUAAAAAUAUAAACCCAUAAAAUUGGGUGCUAAUCAACUAUAAUUAUGAUGUGAAUUUUUGUAUUAAGUAUUACGUGAUUUUGCGAAAAUUUAUUUCCGAAAAAAUAUUUAUUAUGAACAGUGCAAAACCUUUUGUAAGUAGGUACCUACUUGUAUCGACUACUCGUAUAAAAAUGUGCAUGUGCGCAUGUAGCUUAAACAUCAUUGCCUGUAAAACUCAAUGAUACAAUCAUAGAUGAUUAAUUUAUUAUUCUACUAACCCAGUGUUACUCUAUUGUAAAUAAAAACAAACAGGGCCUCAAUUCGACAAGCUCAUUUGCCGUAUGGCAUGUUGCAUGUCGAAUAGGAGCCGUGAAUUAUUAAUUAUUGUAAAAUAGAUUUAAGAUAAAUAGGUGCUUAGUUGUGUUAGUAAGGUAAGACUGCUCCACGAAUUUAAAAUAUUUAGGUUAGUAUACCUAUGUAAUAUACGCUACUAGGACUAGAAACAUAAAAUCUUAAAGAAAUUAAGAUUGUAUAUUCCCAUUUCAUACCGAAAGCAAGGGGCCUACCGCAUACUACGAAAACAUUAAAAUGCUUGUAUUUUGAUCUCUCAAAUCUAAGGGCGAUAUGAAUGCAAGAGUGAUAGAGACCCAGAAAUUUUUAUUUUAAUUUUACCGGUAGCCCGCAAGUUUAGUAAAGAGUGCAGUUUAAUUUUGUCCACAAUAUUCAUAUGAUUCAUAACAACCGGGCAGCAUUUAUACAGAGAACUCGAACUCGAACUCGGAGAGGCACGUACAAAGUGAGCCCACAUACGUAACGUAUGCAAUGAGUUAUGAAAAUUGUAAGCUUGUGAAAUUUGUAAGCUUGGAUGGAAACAUGCUUGUCAUAUCUGCAGCGCAACGCAUGGCAAGUAUGUUUCCAAGCAUAUAAAUUCCGAUUAUCAUAUCGCAUAUUAGGUAUGUGGACUCCGUGUCUCUGCCUUUAGGUUGCACCAAAUCGUCUGUCACCUCUAAAAUAUUUGCUAAAUUUUAUUACAGAUGUAGACAGGUACAUAGUGCAUAAUAUUCCAUCGUAUUUUCACGGAAAUGUACGAACGAGUCUUGCUAUUUCAGUCAGUCUCGGUACAAAAAGUACUAACGUUCACUGAAGUAGCAUGACAAAUACGAACGUUUCCGAGAAAAUACGAUGGAAAACAAUUAUGCACAUCUGUAUAAAUAUUAUGAGGAGUUUCAUUAGUCUUCUGCUGACGACGUUAAUCACUUUAACCAGUCAAUUUUAUUGUAGUUGGUGCAACUGGCCCUAUUUUUUAUGCUCAUAAAAAAUCAGUCAUUUAACCAAUUAAAUACGGUAAACAUUUCUUCCUAGAUUUUGCAUUUAUUAUCUAUGUAAGUAAAAGACUCGAUAAUCAUUUAACCCAUGCUUACGUACAAUCGAAGUAUGUAGGUAUUUAAAAAUAUUAAGGUACUAUAGUAGCUUACGCUUUAAAUUAUUUAUUAAGUAAUAAGGCAAUAAUAUAAGUCGUUAUACUUUAAUAACAUUUUUAUGUACAACAUUCUUUUCUACGGCUAAUAAAAUAUUUUAUUGAA